CUUCCCCUGGACUGCCAAUGAUCUGGAACAAAAAGGGGAAUAAAAUGUUGGGUCUGUGGGAUUUACCAUCGGUGAGAAAUCGGGUUGAUCGGCCUCUGCGUUGGACGGGGCAGUGGAUAUUCAACACGGAAGAAUUCUAGUCGAGAAGCUCAAAGCGAACAUCAAAGCAGGAUCUGCCAGGAUUACCCAAUUUACUGUAACUUGAGUAUCACUGGGCUCCGAACAUGGAAGGUAAAGGCAGUGGAGAGAAACCGUACAGAUGUUCCAUGUGUGGGCGAGGUUUCGAGCAAUCAUCUAGCCUGUCGAGACACAAAUGCAUUCACGACGGGGAAAAGCCCUGCAAAUGUGCGGAAUGUGGGAAGGGAUACACUUACCCAUCCCAGUUGGAAACACAUCAGCACAGUCACACUGGGGAGAAACCAUGGAAAUGUCGGGACUGUGGGAAGGGAUUCAAUUACCCAUCCGAACUGGAAAUUCAUCGGCGCAGUCACACGACAGAAAAGCUGUUCCCCUGCUCUGAGUGUGGGAAGGAUUUUGCUCACUUUCACACUCUGCUGAUACACCAGAGAGUUCACACUGGGGAGAGACCAUUCACCUGCUCCAAGUGUGGGAAAGGAUUCAGUACGUCAUCCCAUCUGCUGAUACACCAGCGAGUUCACACUAAGGAGAGACCUUUUAAAUGUCCAGACUGUGAGAAGUGCUUUAAAAGUUCUGGGGAACUGAUGUCUCAUCAGCGUGUUCACACUAAUGAGAGACCAUUCAGAUGCAUUCAAUGUGGGGCUAGAUUCAGGCACUCAUCUCAAUUAACUGUGCACCAGCGAGUUCACACUGGGGAAAGACCGUUCUCCUGCUCCAUGUGUGGGAGAAGAUUCACUCAAUCGUCCGACUUACUGAAACACCACCGGGUUCACACUGACAGGAGACCUUUUAAGUGUACAGGCUGUGGGAAAAGCUAUAAAAGUGCUGGGGAACUUACAUCCCAUCAAAGGACUCACACUGGCGAGAGACCAUUCAUGUGCUCUCACUGUGGGACUGGGUUCGGGCGGUCAUCUCAGCUCACAGAACACCAGCGAGUUCACACUGGGGAGAGGCCAUUCACCUGCUGGGAGUGUGGGAGUAGCUUCACUCGGUCGUUCAACCUGCUGAGACACCGGCGAGCUCACACCAGGGAGACACCGUUCACCUGCUCCGAGUGCGGGAAGGAAUUCACUCGUUCAUCCACCCUGCUGACACACCAGCAAGUUCACGUUGUUGAGGGAAGAGUGGUGGUAGUUGCAUUUGGAAGUGAAGGCAGCCCUGAUAGGCUGAGCUUAGUGGAAGUAAGGCUUGGGUGA
Hemiscyllium ocellatum (epaulette shark) is the source of this 1334-nucleotide messenger RNA. Its product is annotated as zinc finger protein 239-like. Gene Ontology annotation, molecular function: RNA polymerase II cis-regulatory region sequence-specific DNA binding; DNA-binding transcription factor activity, RNA polymerase II-specific. The record is from RefSeq and is a predicted model, not a curated record. Gene Ontology annotation, cellular component: nucleus. Gene Ontology annotation, biological process: central nervous system development; regulation of transcription by RNA polymerase II. The transcript has 2 exons. Lineage: Eukaryota; Metazoa; Chordata; Chondrichthyes; Orectolobiformes; Hemiscylliidae. The coding region runs from base 225 to 1334 and encodes 369 amino acids.